CAACAGAUAUAUUAUUUUAUAUUGCAAUGAUUCCAUCAGUGGUUAUUGUAAUCAGUAUGGGAACCGUUUUAUUGGUGCUUGAGAUCCAACAAUGCCUAUUGUUGGCACGAAAAUACAUUAGAGUGUACAAUUUAUUUGAUGUGAUGGCCGGAACUGUUCUCAUUCUAAGAUCACUCUUAAUGUCCAUGGCUCAAGAUGAAACAACUAACGGUUUUGAAAAUAUUCCUAUAAGCAGACCUUUAUUGAUAUUUUUAUCAAUGACCAUCUUAGUAUUAUGGCUCGAAUUGAUUAUAGUAUGA
Entrophospora sp. SA101 is the source of this 299-nucleotide messenger RNA. Lineage: Eukaryota; Fungi; Glomeromycota; Glomeromycetes; Entrophosporales; Entrophosporaceae. The record is from the annotation of a GenBank genome assembly.